Molecule: messenger RNA, 850 nt
Organism: Oncorhynchus kisutch (coho salmon)
Lineage: Eukaryota; Metazoa; Chordata; Actinopteri; Salmoniformes; Salmonidae
Product: myozenin-1
Exons: 6
Coding region: 1-756 (251 amino acids)
Cellular component (GO): actin cytoskeleton; Z disc
Molecular function (GO): FATZ binding; actin binding; telethonin binding
Source: RefSeq, a predicted model, not a curated record
AUGAAGGACUGGCAUGCCUCUCCUCAACUCCCGCCCCCCCCAAAGAGGAAGAAGGCCAACAAGAUCAUUACUGAUCUGACCAACAUCACCCAGGACGAUGAAGAAUCGGACCCCGAGGCAUCAGAGUUGGAUCUGGGCACCAAGAUCAAGACUCCUAAAGACACCAUGCUGGAGGAAUUGUCUCUUAUGACCAACAAGGGAUCCAAGAUGUUCAGGAGGAGACAACAGAGGGUGGAGCGCUUCAUUGUCACCAACGAGAAUAUGCAGAAUCUCCAGAGCCUAGUUCCGUCCCUGGGUUGUGAAAUUAUGGCCCCGCCACCCGAGCCUGAACCUGAGCACGUAGAGGAGGAGGUGUUGGAUAAGGAGGCGGAGAAAGAGAAGAGGAGGCAGCAGUAUGUGCGUACUUAUGUGUCUCCAUGGGAACGGGCCAUGAGGGGAGACGAGUCUCUGACUGCCACCAUGCACCACUGCAUGGCAGGACCACACCCCCCCCACGAAAUGCCCAAGUUUAAGAGCUUCAACAGGUCGGCCCUGCCCUAUGGCGGCUCCGAGAAGGCGAGAGGCCACAUGACCUUCGAGCCUCCUGAGAUCCCAUUUGAGCUGGAGCCUCUCCCUUCCCUGCAGGCAGACAUUAGGUCCCGCCCCUCGUUCAACCGCACCCCCAUCGGUUGGGUGUGCAACCCGGAGGACAACUCACACAUCCACAAGCAGUUGGACGACAUGCUGCCCUUCGACGGAGAGACGGACAAUCUGUAGACACACACACACGCGCACACACACACGCGCACACACACACGCGCACACACACACACACACACACACACACACACACACACACACACACACACAC